AUGUCUGUCCUUCAUGAAUCUUCGUCUCUCCAGGAUUCUCACCCUUGCUUGGAUCUCAGAGCGUGUGGCCCUUUCAGACAAAAUGAGCCUGGACGAGGCGUUGCAGUUACUAACGGGUGGGCAGACCAUGGAGACAGGCUCAAAAUCCACCUGUACUACAGUGCUACCAUUUUGCAGAUGUCAGGAGUUGAAGACGACAGGCUAGCAAUCUGGCUGGCUGCACUGACAGCAUUUAUAAACUUCAUUUUUACUCUCAUUGGAGUCUGGCUCGUUGAAAGAAUGGGUAGACGGAAACUUACACUUGGUAGUUUAACAGGUACUGCUGUAGCACUCAUUAUCCUAGCUUCGGGAUUUUUGCUAUCAGCUCAGGUCUCGCCAAGAAUCACACUUAAUCCACCAGAUCCUUCACAUCAAAACUCUACCUGCACAAAAUACAGUUAUUGUAACGGAUGUAUGUUAGAUCCAGACUGUGGUAUCUGCUACAAAUUGAAUAAAUCAAGUGUUGUUGAGUCCUCAUGCAUUCCUGUUGAUAAAGAUUCUACAAUGAAAGCAGCGUGGGGCAGGUGUUCAAAUGAAACAGUAUUCAAAAAGGAAGGUUUGUUUUGGGCGUACAAUUUCUGCCCCACUCCAUACUCUUGGACAGCACUUCUGGGCCUUAUUUUGUACUUGGUUUUCUUUGCACCUGGGAUGGGUCCUAUGCCCUGGACCGUCAAUUCUGAAAUUUACCCGCUUUGGGCUAGAAGUACAGGAAAUGCGUGUUCCUCUGGAGUCAACUGGGUUUUCAACGUGCUUGUGUCACUGACAUUUCUGCAUACAGCUGAAUAUCUGACGUAUUAUGGAGCCUUCUUCCUCUAUGCGGGGUUUGCUGCCUUGGGACUGGUUUUUAUCUACGGCUGCCUUCCUGAGACUAAAGGGAAAAAACUAGAGGAAAUUGAAUCUUUGUUUGAAAACAGGCUAUGUACAUGUGGGAUGGCAGAUUCUGAUGAAGGGAGGUAUAUUGAGUAUAUUCGGGUGAAGGGAAGUAAUUACCAUCUCUCUGACAAUGAUGCUUCUGAUGUGGAAUAA
Molecule: messenger RNA, 1065 nt
Organism: Pterocles gutturalis (yellow-throated sandgrouse)
Lineage: Eukaryota; Metazoa; Chordata; Aves; Pterocliformes; Pteroclidae
Product: proton myo-inositol cotransporter-like
Exons: 7
Coding region: 1-1065 (354 amino acids)
Biological process (GO): transmembrane transport
Cellular component (GO): membrane
Molecular function (GO): myo-inositol:proton symporter activity
Source: RefSeq, a predicted model, not a curated record